AGCAAUUUGAGAAGGUAGUUUAGAGUUGCGAUUUUAUUGCUUCUUUAAAUCACCCUUUAUAUUCUGCAACACGAGUCCCCCUUCAUUUUCGCAUUCGCCAUCGACUGAUUCAUUAAAAAAAAAUGUCAGCUAAAUACAUCAUUGGUGCUGGAUUUGGAUCUCUUGGUAUUGCAUAUGUUUGUGAUAGUUUGGUUUCUGAUUACAAAAUCUUUGGAGGUUCAACUCCAAGCACUAUAACCAACAAAGAGUGGGAGCGGGAGACGGACCGGAAAAUGGACGCAUGGCCGCGCACUGCUGGCCCUCCCGUGGUCAUGAACCCCAUCAGCCGCCAGAAUUUCAUCGUCAAAAAUGAAUAAGGAAAAUGCUCCUUCACUUAAUAUUUUUGGAAUUUGCUGUUUCUUUCCUUAUUCCAUGUUGCAUUGCACAAGCAUUAAGCAGCAAAUAAGUGUUUGUGGGAAUUUUGUUUCUUCACUAUGAAUUUGUUCUUGUUUCUUUCUAUACGAAACAGAUUAUUGCUAUGUGUUUACUGAUUGAGGCCA
This is a messenger RNA of Salvia hispanica, 539 nucleotides long. RefSeq lists its product as uncharacterized. The record is from RefSeq and is a predicted model, not a curated record. Lineage: Eukaryota; Viridiplantae; Streptophyta; Magnoliopsida; Lamiales; Lamiaceae.